GCUCACUACAGCACGCCGACGGCGCAGGUUGUCCUGGUCGGAAUCACCUGUUUCGCUACCGUCGGAAUGUUCAGCGCUGUCUCCAACUUGGGUGCUGGAGGUCUCAGCGACGUCUCCCUCUCCGACACUGCUAACGGCGUCCUCUACGGCUGCUUCGCCGUCACCGGUCUCGUGUCCGGCGGUAUCACCAACCUGCUCGGUCCGCGGUUCACGCUCUUCCUUGGUACCCUCGGCUAUGCGCUCUACGUCGGUUCUCUUUGGUGCUAUCAGACCCAGGGUACCGGAUGGUUCAUCAUCUUCGCUGGUGCGCUCCUCGGAAUCUCUGCCGCGCUCCUCUGGUCCGCGCAGGGCUCCAUCAUGAUGUCCUACCCACUCGAAAAGGACAAGGGCAAGGCGUUCGCCAUAUUCUGGGCCAUCUUCCAGUUCGGCUCGUUCAUCGGCUCGCUCAUCGCUCUCGCCAUCAACAUCCGCAGUGGCGGACUCUCUGCAGUCUCUACCUCCACGUACAUCGCAUUUAUCGUGAUCAUCUUCGUCGGUAUAGCAUCUUCCUUCUUGAUCCUCCCGCCAAACAAGGUCAUCCGUGCCGACGGUACGAUCGUCAAGCUUGAGGCAGCCUCCAAGCCACAUGAGGAGGCUAUCGGCCUUCUCAAGCUCUUCAAGGACUGGCGCAUGCUCGCGCUUGCCCCUAUGUUCUUCGCGUCCAACUACUUCUACGCGUACCAGGGUGCGGUCAACGCCGCCCGUUUCGACGGCCCCACGCGUGCCCUCAACGCGACGCUCGAGGGCGCGGGCGCAAUUGUCGGGGCGCUGCUCAUCGGCUACACCGUGCUCGACCUCAAGUGGGUCCAUCGCCGCACGCGCGGCUACCUCGGCCUCGCGGUGGUGUCCGUCAUGACCAUCAUCGUGUGGUCCGUCGCGCUCUCGUGGCAGGUGACGUUCAACCGCUGGGACGUCGACCACACGAACAACCCGAACUCGCUCCCCUUCAUCAACUACAAAGACGCGGCCUACCGGGGCAAGGGCGCGCUCUACUUCUUCUACUACUUCUCGGACGCGUGCUACCAGGCGCUCGCGUACUGGAUCAUGUCCGCGCUCACGAACGACCCCUUCACGCUCGCGCGGUACGCGGGGCUCUACAAGGCGCUGCAGUCCGCGGGCUCUGCGGGCUCGUUCGGCAUGGACGCCGUCGCGACGCCGUUCCUGAACGAGCACCUCGCGUCGUGGAUCCUGAUGCUCGUCUCGUUCCCGCUCGCGUUCCUCGUGCUCCGCACGGUCAAGGAGACGAACUACGACGACGAGCAGGUGGUGUACGUCGACGACGUCAAGCAGAGCGCGGCCGAGCAGGGCGCGCCCGCCGCGGAGGAGUCGAGCUCGAUCGAGAAGAAGAGCAUCUAGGCCGGGAUCUAGACCGCCUCUCGGGCGCACGUGUCGGGCGCGGGGUGGUAGGAAGUGCCUGUAACGAGACCGGGAAUGCUGAUACUUGGAUGUGGACAUGGAUGCCAUCGGCGUACUGACCAUGGAUGACCCCCACGCUGUGACUUCACGCACAUACUUUACGGCGCUCACGACGGUGAUGUUGUAUGAUGUACCACGGACUCGCGGGCCUGACGGAUACAUUGUAGGAUACGAUCUCCUCGCAAUUGGUCUGUUGUCAUCUGUCUUGUAAUGGGCUCUUUUUGCAUUUCUUUCGGGCGUAAUUGUGCAAUCAGACUGCCGUGCAUACACG
This is a messenger RNA of Dichomitus squalens LYAD-421 SS1, 1726 nucleotides long. Its product is annotated as MFS general substrate transporter. The transcript is spliced from 7 exons. The record is from RefSeq and is a predicted model, not a curated record. Bases 67 to 1395 code for a protein of 442 amino acids. Lineage: Eukaryota; Fungi; Basidiomycota; Agaricomycetes; Polyporales; Polyporaceae.